Messenger RNA from Lasiosphaeria miniovina, 1646 nucleotides. RefSeq lists its product as uncharacterized. The transcript has a single exon. Lineage: Eukaryota; Fungi; Ascomycota; Sordariomycetes; Sordariales; Lasiosphaeriaceae. The record is from RefSeq and is a predicted model, not a curated record. The coding region runs from base 319 to 1341 and encodes 340 amino acids.
GUCUAUAACACCCCACCGCCCUCCUCGCACACACUUCUCCCGUAUACGAGAAUCUCACCCUCCUUGUUUCCUCACCCACCCUACCCUUCUCUUCUUCUCAUUUGUUGCGGUUGCUGGCGCGCACGCUACUCCCUAGUCUUGGGACCGCCCGCUCCGUCACCUUGCUCACCUUGUUUCUUAUUACUAUUCGCUUCCCGUCCUUUGUCUACUCUACUACCUUAGUUACUAUCCCAGUACCCACCGCCUUUUCCCUCUUCCCUGUCGAGUUGUGUUUGUUGUUGUGUUGUGUGUGAUCAGAAGCAAAGAGCCAGUCCCAUAAUGCCUCCCCAGCUAUUACCCGCCUCGGCCGCCGCCUUUGCGCCGCGCGCCUCCUCGGUCAACGUCGUGCUGGGCUCAAAGAUCGAGCCAUGGCUGACCCAAACACUCAAGCGCAUCAACCGCGUCAAGAGACCGCUCAACAGCGUACCCCAGCACCAGAGAUGUCUGACAGAGACGCUGUCGUCGCCAAACGCCAUAUGGACCCUGGCGUCGCUAAUGCUACCCAAGGCGCCCGAGUCGGAGCUGCGCAAGGAUCCCAACCCGCUCAUCGAGGCCAUCUUCAACUACCAGCUCGUCCACCUCGAGGCCUACAUCGUCCACGUCGACAUGGUGCUCCGCAACGAGGUCGCCUACAAGCUGACCCCCGACACCAUCGAGCUGCUCAUCGAGUACCACAAGGACAUACACUGCGUCAACUCAAAGGCCACCACGUACGACUGGUCCGAGAAGGAGCAGCAGUGCAAGAAGCUGCACGAAGAGUUCAUCCAGGCCAUCAACAAGUUCGUCUACACGACCCAUGUGUCCGCCCUCGAGGGCCUCGAAGAGGAUGGCGCCGGCGAGCUUCUCAGCGGCAAGAGCGACGAGGUCAAGAAUAACGUCCUGAACCUGGUCAAGCCGCUGCUCCCGCCGCCGCCGAGGAUUGUCGACGUCGUCCGCCAGCAGCCUCUGCUGCCCAGCUCGCCCGUCAACAGCAUGUGGUCGCAGCCGCCAACCCCGUCGUCGAUGCCGGCCCCCAUGGACUCGUGGCGAGUUCUGCCGUCGAGCCCGGGCGUCACGUCCACGUCUGGCGACUCGAACAGCUCCAUCUGGGCCAACAUGAGCAUGAGCGACGUCCACAUCUCCCCCACGCCCUCGUAUAGCCAGCCCUUUUCGUCGGCAGGCCUGUUCUACAGCUCGCCCGUCGUCACGUCUCCCAUCCCGCACCUGCCGCUGCCCAGCAUGCUUGCGCCGCAGUGCGGGGUGAGCGUGGGCUACGGAUCGUUUGGCUGGGACCGCUACCAAGAGUACACGACCACUAUGUGACAACCACCACCAGUCACAAAGACAGACUACCCAGUCGUGACAAGUGCGUGAAAGAGGAGCGGGGCGCGCCCAAAAGCCAACCAUUACGGCAUCUUUGAAAGAACGGCUCUCGCCUACCAUGUUCGGGUAGCGAGGCCGAGGUUUCGAACUCGACGGCGCAGCGGGCUAUCAACGCAGAUACCGUCACACGACGCACGAUCAAGAAAGGCAUUUCGGCGUUUUGCAUGGGGCAACUUUUUGGCGGGCGACUUCUCGACAAACACAUCCACAACUCUCUUCCUUGGAGACGCAUAUAUAUCCCAUUG